AACAUUUCCUUCCGGGGGCCUGCAGGCCAAUAAAUACAGUGGAUGCAUUGGGCCUGUGGCCUAGGGCAGCCCAGGCUCAAGCCAGCAGCUUCGGUCCUGGGAAAGAAAAGUGGGGAGAUCAACACCCAUCCUCAAAGAACGUUCCUGAAGAGGGACUGAGGUUGCAAGGGGGACAAAAAUUUGGCGACUGGCGUCUUAAACUUGGCUUCUGGGUACAGGUGGGUCAUAACUGACAUCACUAACCAGCUACCUUCACGAGCAGCCUCCUGCCUCAGACUCUUCAGGGCCUGAGAAGCUCACCUACUGUCCAAGCUUCUGGAUACUAGGCUCCACGUCUCUUGUGUACUCCUUCCCACACUGAGAUGUGCUCCCUGCCUGGGUCCCGGAAGCCCCUGCUCCGUGUGGCUGUGACUGGGGGCACCCAUGGGAAUGAGAUGUGUGGUGUCUACCUGGCCCGGUACUGGUUACAGAACCCAGGGGAGCUGCAGAGACCCAGCUUCUCAGCCAUGCCAGUUCUGGCCAACCCAGCAGCCACAGCUGCCUGUCGCCGUUACAUAGACCGUGAUCUCAACCGCACCUUCACACUCACCUUCCUUGGUUCCACCGCUACCCCCGAUGACCCAUAUGAAGUGAAAAGAGCCCAAGAGUUGAACCAGCUACUGGGUCCCAAAGGCACAUGUCAGGCUUUCGACUUUAUACUAGACCUGCACAACACCACAGCGAACACUGGGGCCUGUCUCAUUUCUGAAGUCUCCCAGAACCCCUUCAACUUGCACCUGUGCCACUACCUACAGCUGCAGAACCCGGGGCUGCCCUGCCGCCUUUUCCAGUUUGAGCCACCUGGGACAGAGUCCUACACUCUGGAGCUGGGCCCCCAGCCUCAGGGCGUGCUGCGGGCUGAACUGUUCUCCCAGAUGAGAGCGAUGGUGGCCUCCAUUCUGGACUUCAUCGAACUCUUCAACCAAGGCAUGGAAUUCCCCGCCUUUGAGAUGGAGGUCUACAAGAACUUGGGCAGCGUGGACUUCCCACGCACCACAGAUGGUCACCUGACUGGCACUGUGCACUCUAGGCUGCAGAGCCUCGCCCUGGGUCUGGCAUUUGGAGAAGCUUAAAUCUUCACUGUGGGAUGAGGGAGGCUGGUGGAUACUGUCCUCCUUUAACUGGAGAAGCAGAAGGGAGGAGACAAGACCCAAGUCACCUGCUUCGACGUGCAAACGUUCUUUUUCCAUGCCUGUGAGCUGACUGUCCGCAUGGGGUCGCUGUUAAACAGGGUCUUGUGCAGUCUGGUAGCCUUUUUCUACAGCAGUCUUAGUAGUUUUAAUCUUGUUCUUGACAUCUGGGAGAGCAUCCUAAGCCAGCCCUGCCCACAUGCAAAUGUUGCAUAACAUCAGCUAUAUUGGAGAAUCUACCUUAAAAACUAUAAACACGCUCUCUAUUUUGUCUGAGAAGAGACUGUAAGUAUACAAGAAUGAUUCUGGUGAGAGUAUUUCUUGAUGGCAUCAUAGCCAUUUUAAUUUGCACAGUAUGCACCAUGAUGUUCUUGAAACAGCAAAAUCACCCUCGUGACACAUUUCUCAGAACUAAUCUUGUCUCUAAGCAGUGCUCCUUGGCAAGAGUAGGGUUACCCUCCUGGGGGAGCGUGGGGGCAGAGGUCACAGCCUCAGCAACCUUGGCCUCGGCUCUCCUCCCAGGACCACGACUUUGAGCCGCUGAGGCCUGGUGAACCUAUCUUUAAGCUGUUCAGUGGAGAGGAUGUACUGUAUGAGGGGGACUCUGUUGUAUACCCUCUGUUUGUUAAUGAGGCCGCCUACUACGAGAAGCGUGUGGCUUUUCUGAAGUCUGAGAAGAUCCGGAUCUCGGUGCCUGCCCUGCCAGGGCUGACCCCCAGCUCCACCCAGACUCCAUAAUCCAAGUCAUAUGCCUACCUAACCUCAGUCUCCCUAUCUGAGCAAUGGGUCUCAAGACACAGUUCCAAGUCCGGGGUCUCCUGUCUCACUCUGGACACCAUGUCCUUUUCCAGACAACUGAUCUCAUGAUAUAAAAUAGACUGUGCCCCUCAAAAA
Messenger RNA from Rattus norvegicus (Norway rat), 2063 nucleotides. RefSeq names its product aminoacylase 3 (gene Acy3). Gene Ontology annotation, cellular component: cytoplasm; apical plasma membrane. Gene Ontology annotation, molecular function: hydrolase activity, acting on carbon-nitrogen (but not peptide) bonds, in linear amides; hydrolase activity, acting on ester bonds; aminoacylase activity. The record is from RefSeq and is a predicted model, not a curated record. Lineage: Eukaryota; Metazoa; Chordata; Mammalia; Rodentia; Muridae.